AUGCCUAUUAUUCCAGCUAACCUGGCUCCUCCCCCUAUGCCUGUUAUUCCAACUAACCUGGCUCCACCCCCUAUGCCUGUUAUUCCAGCUAACCUGGCUCCUCCCCCUAUGCCUGUUAUUCCAACUAACCUGGCUCCACCCCCUAUGCCUGUUAUUCCAGCUAACCUAGAUCCUCCACCUAUGCCUGUCAUCCGGAAAGACCUGGCUCCGCCGCCAAUGCCAAUCAUUCCAGAUAACCUGGCUCCUCCCUCUAUGCCUGUUAUUCCAGAUACCCUAGAUCCUCCACCUAUGCCUGUCAUCUGGGAUGAUGCGGCUCCGCCGUUUGAUCCCAUGGGCGGCUACCCCAGUUCACCUCCCACCCAGUCUGACAUUGAGUUCAAGGAUGUGACAGAUCAGACGAAUUAUACCAAGCAGCAGCUACGGGCAAUAUACAACCAAAUAAUUGACAGUUCCGUCGGCGACAGUAGUUAUGACGGAAAGGUCACAAUGUUCAAGAACCUCUGGCUGCAUCAGCUGCAGUCAGAGAUUCUGACUUAUAAUGCGCUGGAGGAAAUUGACUCUGGGCUGGCAGGGAUUGAAUUGAGUUUGGAAAAGCAUUUGUAUACCGGUAGAGAUGAAUAA
Psilocybe cubensis is the source of this 621-nucleotide messenger RNA. RefSeq lists its product as uncharacterized. The coding region runs from base 1 to 621 and encodes 206 amino acids. The transcript has 3 exons. The record is from RefSeq and is a predicted model, not a curated record. NCBI's taxonomy places the organism in Eukaryota, Fungi, Basidiomycota, Agaricomycetes, Agaricales, Agrocybaceae.